GAAAAAGAUUGGCAACAGGUAUUAGCUCAGGUGUCAAUCUUUAAAAAAAAAGAAAAAGAAUGCUGCUCCUGGCUCCUAGGGCCAUCAUUGCUGGCCACUUAUGGCUGAGCCAUACUGCUGGAGGCACUGUGGAAAACUUUUUCUCUCCACAUACCUUACAUCUUAGUGUGGGAAUUCUAAUUUCCUCGCAGGAACAUAUGCUUGGCUUGUCCAUGCUGUAGCAACCUAGUGGGAAAAGGGACUAUCUGCCCCCCUCCACCUUCUCUAAUGGGGUGUAAGGCUGUGCCUUCUUCUAUCUAGGAUAGCCACAAAAUAAGAAGGGUAUCUGGACACUGAGCGGCUAAAUGGUAAAUGUCCAUCAGAGAUCACUGGGCUCACUGAGUUCUAUCUGAGGAAUUUUUUGGAUCUCAUAUCUUGAGAAUUACAAUUGCUUUUUAAACAAUAGACAUUAUUUCUGAGGAGCAGCCUUCCCUGGGAGGGCCUUAGGCCUGCAUUUGGGCAGCUGGCAGGGCCUUCCCUCGCUGCUCACUCAAGCCUGUCAACAGGAGAUUCAGGCAAGGACAAGAUGUCAACCGUUCCAAUGUCUCUGGACCAUGAAGACUUCAUUUCUAAUGGUGAUGAUUUUCUGUUUCCAGUACUUUGGGUCCCAAAGUAAUUAAAGAUGUCUUUCUGAAGGGAAGGGAUUUACAAACCAAUAUACCUUGUCUUGAAAAGUCUGUGUAACUCUAUUAAAUAGCUACAGACACUUUCUAACUAAUGAAUAAAUGAAUCAUCAGUUCUUUUGAGGUGAAUCCACAUUUUGGUCUUUAAGAGAGAUGAGGAGAAAGUCACAUGAGGCAUGGUCUCCAGUUCUAUUAUUUUUACUUUCUUUGGGAAAGAAACAAAAUCAGAAAAUUAUAGAGAAAAUAUAUAAGGAAAAUAUAUGUAGAAAAAUAUAUAGAAAAUAUAUUGUCCUAUCUUAGAUAAGACAUUGCACCAGGGGUUAGAGAUAGAGUGGCAAAUACAAUAGGCAUUGUCCUUACCCUCAUGGAGUUUGCAAAUUUGAGUUCUGAGUGUGCUACCAAAGGGGAGCUACAGGUGCUGGGGAGCACACACAGGGGGACCUGACACAGACCGAGGGACCAGAAAGAUGUACCUGAAGAAGUGAUGUCUUAGGCUUGAAAUCUUCUUGUAUAAAGGAUAGCCAGGCCAGGGCAAAAGUGAAGCAGGAGAUCAGCCUGUCUGGUGGCCCAGAACCCAGGGAAAGCACACCGUGUGUGAGGUGAUUAGGAUAGAGAGGGAGACAGAAUUUGGGGAGAGGUGAGAUUAGCAAGAAAGGAGGCGCCUCAUGCACCUUCUAAGGCCUUAAAAGGGAAUGGAGAAGAAAGGAGAGAAGGAACUUGUGGAACUUGAAGAAAGAACUUGAAGAAGCCUUACCUUAGGGGAAGGGAAAAGUUUAAAGGUUUUGUUCCAAAUGUUUCCCUGAAAUGCUCAGAUAAAUUUUUUAAAGGUGUCUGUGCCAUCUGCGAUCCAACAUAUUGCCUCAGUUUUCCAGUUUAAAUGUUGUUUGAGAGACAAAACCAAACCAAAAAGCUUACAAGAGAAGGACUGAAGUAUGGAUCAGUGGAUAGGUAUCGUAAGGGGAGCACUUUUUUAUCAGAAGAACCUCUUUCUAUGCUGCAUAUCUGCUGUCCUUUUGGAAUGUCAGGACCCACUUACACAUCAGUAAUACAGUAAAAAAGAAAAUAUUCCCUUCCUCAGUCCCCAGGCCCAUGUUAUUAUUUUCUGCUCCAGAAGAAAUUAUCUUCAGGGAAUUUUUUCAUUGGAAACAUCCGCUGUUUUGUCCUGAGGGCCCUAAAAGACGAGACAAGCCACUGAGAAGGCCAAUACCACGGUCUGACUCUUCAGUUCGAACCGUAUUUACCAGGUUACAUGCAAAAUGCUGAGGUAUUAUCAAUCUAAUGGUGUAGCAUGAUAACAAGGAUAAUCAUCCAUUGUUUCCGAAUAGUACCUUCUGAUUUACAGAGCAAUUUUAUGUUUCAAUUCGCAAAGCAACCUUGAGAUAGGCAGGGAUGCACCAUUAUUAUAAUUGCCGUGGAGAAACCAAGCCACAGAGAAGUUAAAUAGUGCAUCCAAAGUGAUAAAAUUAAAUAUAAACCUGGAUGUUUAAUUUCUCUUUUCUUAUAUGUUUUUCCAGUUAUUUUCAUAUACUCUGUCAUAUGAACCAUAUCAAUAAAGAUAUGAAUCUUUAUUGCAAGAUACAAUAAAUAGCACAUUGCAACUGAGGUUAUUUCCUAAGAAUCCACAAGAUGGCAGUAAAAGAUCUUUGCAUAGAACUGGGUACCCCACAGUGGCCUGCUUGCUGAGGUUUUUUAUGUUGAUUGUAUUUGAUUACAGUAUUAAAACUUGUUAUCAUAAUGCUAGACGUUUAAAAUAUAAUUCAAGAAAUGAAAAGUGAACUAAAAUCUGAAAGUAGAAUUCAUGGCUUCAUUGCUUUUUUUUUUUUUUUUAAUAUUGUGAGAGUCCCAUGUUUACAAGUUUUGAACAAAGCACUAAUAAUCAGCUAUGAUCCCUAAGAGCCAAGGUUGCUGGAGAAAGUUCAAAAUGAGAAAUGCUGUUCGUUCCCGAACAUGGACUGAUCGAUGAUUCUCUUCCUUGAAGGAAAGAAAGUGAGGAGUCUGUGAGGGGCCAAUAGUUAAUCUUCCAUAUAAUUUAAUUGCUUGUUAUUUCUCUGUUCCAAAUCUACCCUGGAGGGAAGCUUUCUCCACGGACUGCUGGAAAUGAUGCUGUGAUACAAACUACAAACGCAUUUAUUGCCUCUGUCCUUCAUACUUUGUGUGCAACAUAAGCUGCACGAAACUAUGGCUAUUUUUUCAUGUAUUUUUAUCACUCUACUGACAUAUUUACGAUAGAAUUAAAGAGGCUACAUGUUUCUUUCGUUUCUUUGAUCUGCCCCCAUGUUCAGCAUACACAGACAUGAGUCAGAUGCCCUGGAAUUGCAAACAUCACAGAAAAACACAUUCUUUCUGUAUCUAACCUAAGUCUAACCUAAAAGUAAUUGUGUUCAUUAGCAUCUCCUUUGUGUGUAGUAGACAGUACUUAAGACUCAAAAAGAUGGCAGGGGUUUACAUCAAACAUAAAAAUAUUUAAAUUGAGCAUCAGUUAUUUCUCUCUGGUUUCAAAGUCCUUUGGGCACCCUCGCAUGCUGCCCAGAUUUCUCUCUUUCCCUCUUUUCUAAAAUCUCUUCUCUAAUCUCUUACUACCUUCAAGUUCAUGGUCAUUUUUUUAUGAAAAAGAGUACAACUAUCAUUUUUGCUUGCUCAUAAGAAACUGUCAUUUCACUUCAGGUGGCUCACCAUUGUGUUUUCUAAACUCACUUUCUUCCCUGAGGAAAAUUCUGAUUCAAGCUGUUAAAGUAAUUUAUCUUUCAUUCCUUUACUAACAUCUACUUAAAACUUUUAUUAGGAAAUAAGAGAUCCCACUCUGUUCGUUUAUCCACCCAUCUCUGUCUACAACAAACUUGAUAGGAGCUUUCAGUGCCCACAUUACCUUGCUGUACAGGAUGUAGUGAAUACUAAGCUAUAUAGCAUGUCCUCAAGCUGCUUGUAGUCUAGGAGAAGAAAUGAAUCGGUCCACACAGAGUUAUGCCAUAAGAAAAUUCCAGAGAGGCAAAGGAGUUCCUUAAAAAGAGGCAAACCCUGACCUGGUGAUCUGGGGAGGAUUCAUGGCCUACUAAUGGGAAGACCCUCCCAGAUCCUCCCCACAAGUCUAAGAUAAACUAUCUUUUCAUCAGACCACAAAGGAAGAGCAUGAUGUCCAAUGCAGAGGGGAAAAGCCAGGGUUGCUCAAGAAUUCUGAUCAGUCCAAGUCAACAACACAUGACAUAUAGGAGACUCAUCAGGGCCCUGAAUCCUAGGCUGAGCCAUCUGAGUACUCCACUCUGGUAGGAAAAGCAAAGAGUUCCCAGGUGCAGCCACUCAGUGCAACCUGAGCACAUGCCUGACCCCCUCACUUCUCUGUAAAGUGAAAGGAUGCAAUCUUAUGACUUCUAAAGUGCUUCCAGCUCCUACGUUCUAGGAAUGUAUGUGUUUGAGAGAACUUUGGAUGAUAAAAAGGAGGCACUGAAGGUUUUUUUAGCUAUUAAUCUAUGACUAAUAACUAAAGAUUUCCCUUUUAAUAAGUUUUAAAAAGAGAAAUAAUAUUGAAAGCAUGCAUUCAUACUUUGUCAGGGUCCAUUGGUUAUCAUUUAACCAUCAGCACAAAGUCUAAAUUCCUAAAAUAUAGCUUUUAACUUGUCCAACCUCAUCUCUAAAACUCCCUCCUUUGUCCAUUAUCUAAACAUGUUUAACAUUGUAUUCUCUCCUUCAAACACUGUCCCCAUCCCACUCCCUUCUCCUGAAUAAUUCUUCUAUUCACCCUUCAGAUAGCAGAUUACUUGUUAUACUCUCUGAAUGCCUUCUCUUACAGAGUCCCACGCCACCCUCCCAACACCCGCAGAAAUGCCUCCAGGUUAGGUAUCCCUCUUAAUGCACUUAUGUACACAGUACUUUAUCACAACAACAUUUACCAUGCUAAUUUGUAAUGACAUAUUUAAUACUCCAUUUUCCUUACUAGAUUGUAAGCCAGAACAAUGUCUGUCUUGUUUGCCUGACACAUGAUAGAUAUCCUAUAAAUAUUUAAUGAGUGAAUAAAUAAAAUUAGAUUAUUAUUUUAAGUCAGUAGAUUCCGAGGGAAGACCUAGUAAAAUAACGCAUUACAGUAUACGUCCGUAUUGUGCAGGGCGCAGCGUUAGGUACGGUCCCUGUAGGUUGACUCUUGAAGGGUUACCAACUGACAGGCAUGUGUGUAACCUAACAGUAUUUGAAGAAUGUUUGUAAGACUUUGCCUAACAUCUCAAAAAUAAAAAUGUAAAAAAUGUAGUUACCAUGUCUUCUGUAUAACAACCUCUAGAGGGCAAUGAAAGCAAACUUUGAACAUCUUUUGAGUGGAACAAAAGAAUUGUAAAAUUUUUUUCUGAUUAAAAUCUGGAUAGAUGAUCUUGUAUUCAGGAUAGUAAUAGGACCUGUAGGCUGUAGUUUCUGUGAUUACGGGUUUAGCAGUUAUAAUUACCUCUCCAGUGUGGUAUUAAAACCUCAAUUAUCUGUAAUAAUAACAUCACCUUACAUUUUGUACAUUAUCUCAUUUGAACCUCCCACAAUACUAGCAGGGAAUAUAUUCUUUUCCCAUUUUCCAAUGAAAAGCUGAGGUUCACAGGCGUUAAGCUAGUAAGUAGCCAUAAGAAAGCAAACUACCAGCACAAACCCCGUAUGUACUUAUUGACUGCUUACAUUUAACAAGCAUACAAAAUCCCUUGCUAUGGGGCAGCCAUAGAGUGGGCGCUGUUGGAGGGGAUUUCCUUCGCCUGCCUGGGGAUGGCUCUAUGUCCCCUGUAGGCAGUGGGCAUCCUGCUCGGGCUCGGCUGGCCUUUUGUCCCGGUCUUUGAGAUGGCGACCGCCAAGCAGGAGCUUAUGAGGAAUUUCACUUCUGAGGAGAUCAUUCAUCACUAUAAGAUCUCCGUUGUAGGAACUGGAUCGGUUGGCAUUACCUGUGCUGUAACCGUUUUAUUAGAAGGCUUCAGUGAUGAACUUGCCUUUGUGGAUGUUGAUGAAGGCAAACUGAAGGGUGAGACAAUAGACCUCAAACAUGGCAGUCCUUUCAUGAAAAUGCCAAAUAUCGUUUCCAGCAAAGAUUACUUUGUCACUGCAAACUCCAAUUUAGUGAUUAUCACAGCAGAUGCAUCCCAGGAAAAAGGAGAAACAGGGCUUAAUUUAGUACAGCAAAAUGUGGCCAUCUUAAAAUUAAUGAUUUUCAAUAUUAACCAAUACAGUCCCCUAUGCAAACUGAUUAUUCUUUGCAAUCCAGUGGAUAUUUAUGUAGCCUGGAAAUUGAGUGUAUUUCCCAAAAACUGUGUUAUUGGAAGUGGCUAUAAUCUAAACACUGCCUGUUUCCGUUUCUUGAUUGGGCAAAAGCUUGGUAUCCACUCUGAAAGCUGUCAUGGGUGCAUCCUUGGAGAGCAUGGAGACUCAAGUAUCCCUGUGUGGAGUGGAGUUAAUAUUGCUGGUGUCCCUCUGAAGGAUCUGAACUUGGAUAUAGGAACUGAUAAGGAUCCUGAGCAGUGGAAAACUAUCCACAAAGAAAUGAUUACCAGUGCCUAUGAGAUUAUUAAAAUGCAAGGCCAUCCUUCUUGGGCCGUUGACCUAUCUGUAGCUAAUUUAACACAAAGUAUUUUGAAGAAUCUUGGAAGAGUGCAUCUAGCUUCCACCAUAAUUGAGGACCUGUAUGGAAUAAAUGAAGAAAUAAUCUUCAGUGUUCUUUGUAUCCUGGGAGAGAAUAGUAUUACAGACUUUAUAAAGGUAAGGCUAAACCCUGAAGGGGAGGCCUGUUUAAAAAAGAGUGCAGAAACGCUUAGGGAAAUUCAGAAGGAGCUCAAGCUUUCAAGUUGUUUAAAGUUACCAUUUGGAAGUUAGUGAAGAAAAGAUAGUAGUUAUGGGACUGUAUAUGUUAAACUCUUGAAUAAACUUGAAACCCUAAAAGUUGGAAACAGGAAAGUAGGUAGGGUGACUCCACUGGUUGUUUAGCCCUCCAGCUCCUUUAUUUAGCAUCCAGAUGCUGGAUGAUACUUAUUUUUUACAAUUUCUGACUGACUGCAUCAAAGAAGGUGUUUUUGGUAGCUCUAAUGCAGCAGUACUUGUCUUCUAUAUAUGUAUGGUUGCCAUUUCAUGUGAAAGAAUGUAUGAUGUGGGCGUUUAUUGCGUUAUUGAAAUUCUUACUCUAAGCUGCCAAAAAAUUUUUUUUAAUCUGAUUCUUUAAGUACGUACUAAUUAUUUUGUUCUGGCUGGCUUAGACCUAUGUUCAUUUAUAUGCUAUAAAAAAAAUUGUAACUACCUCUAUAAUGAGAAAAUAAAAGUAUAUACACACAGAAAACUAAAAGUGGAUCUGGAUCCUGACUCUGGACUUAAAAUUGUAAACUUGGGCACUUUACUUCUCAGUGCCUCAAUUUCCUCACUGAUAAAAUUAUGACUGUGUCCACUUAUUAGGGCUGUUAGGGGACAGAAUCAAAAUAAUGCAUGUAUGUUUAGUGUGACAUUUGGCACAUGGAAGGAUUUGAUAAAUGCAGGCUGGUUUUUUUUGUUUUGUUGUUAAAGCAUUUGCAAGGCCUUUUUGCAGACAUGAAUGUAGACUUGUUUGUGUUGCCCCAGAAAAUGUAUCAGAACCAAAAGAGGCACCAGCUACAAAAGCAAGAGUUUGUGAAUCUGACAGGUUUGGUUUCGAAUCCUGUUUCUAUCACAUAAUGCCUCAGUGAUCUUGAACAAGCCUCACUGAGUCUCCUUUUUCUCCUGUUACUGAGCAUUGACUGCGCUGUUCACCGUGCUAAGUACAGCGGGUAGGGUGAUAGGGUUUUGUUUCGCUCCAUUGUAGUUACUCAAGCAGAGGCCAGCUGACCAUCCACAGGGAUUUAGGGGGCUUUGGAGAAAGUAUUCCUGCAAAGGAUGGAAUUUUUUAUUAAAUCUCAAAGGUUCCUAUUGAGAGUAUUUGUUUCUACUCUUGAAAAAUUUGGAAAUAAAAUUUGUUCUCACAUUCUAGUUGUGUUUAUCUGGUGCAUCAAAAGUUGGUCCUCAAGUGGACUUUCAUUCAGAAUUAUUUCCCGUGGAAUAGAAUUUGGCCUUUGAGGUUGACUAGAUUACUUUAUUUCCCAAAGAGAGAAAAGAAGGAAAAAUGGUGGCUUUGGAACCAAAGAGAGGUUUGAACCCUUUUCUACUGCUAACUAGCUGUGAGACCUUUAGACAAGUUCUUAGCCUCCUUGAACUGUCUUCUUAUCUAUCAAGUACAGCUGACUCCUUCCUCAAAGGAUUGUUGUGGGGCUUAAAUGUGCCAGUGUGUAUAGGACACCCACCAUGGUCCCUGACACAAAGUAGGUAGUAGGUGGUCCUGCCUUCUUUGGCAGUGCCACAGCGCUCUCAAUGUUUGCAGCUCUGUGAGCAAGCCUCAAACUCGAAAAGCAGUAGGCACUGGCCUUCUGGUGACAGUCUCAUCUCCUCAACCCAGUGACAUUGCUCCUGCCAGGUGAAAGCUGACCCCUGGCACAUUUUCUAUACUUUUGGUCUGUGAACUCACCCUCCUCACACUCAGUGUGUACCUAGGAUUCUAGUGUCCUCAUGCUCUUUCUGUCCUCACUCACUGAAGGCCUAUUUCUUGAAAGAAAUCAGAUGCAGCAGUCCACACUGAGGUUGAGUGUGAGGAAAAAGGCAAAGUAUUGUUGCAACUAUAUCAAGAUUUUAAUACUAUAACAAGCUUAAAACCGAAGCAAUGAAUCUCAAAUGGUAGAAUUAUAGGAUUCCCAAUAGCCCAUAGGAGGAAAGAAUUGCAGAAACAAUGGAGUGGAGUUCUUCAUAGCAUGAGUGCAUUUUUACAUUUCAGAGGUGACUGCGUAAUGCUGUGAUAUCCCUGUUGGCAAAACCAAGUCUUGUUUUUAUUGAUUCCAGUACAUGUCACAGCCUCUGGCAAAUUGUAGGCAUUCAAUAAAUGUAGACUAGAUGGUCUUGAGGCCAUGUCAGAUGUACAGAUAUGUUUCUUAGCACACCCUUUACUGCUAAACACAGACACACACCAUUUACAAACCACAUAGAAGAAGGGAGUUGAAAGAAAUAGAAAUACUUUUCUUUGUUUUAGUGUUGAGGAUGGAGGAGAUAAAUGCUCUGUACUUACUAGGAAGACUUUCAUAGAAGAAGUAGGAUUUGAAUAGGGCUUCCCAAGGCAAAGGUGGUAGUGUGAUAUGUGAUUAUCAAGAAGACAGUGUAUUCCCAGCCCAGGAGACAGCACAGAUGGAAGUUCAAAAGCUACUAGUAAAGGAUGCUGAUGACAACACUAGAAGUACUUUGAAUAGCUGGUUUUGGAAAACUGUACUCUAACGUACAUUUUCCUGUCUUCGUUUUAGUUACCUUUGAACAUUUUAAACACUUCUUCUCCCACAUACCCUCUCACACUUCUCCUACGCACUCCCAAUCCUCCGUCUCUCCCACAUUUAUAGCCAAAAAAAAAAAAAAAAUGGGUCUCUCUCUUUCUCUCUGUUAUGCUAAUUUUCUCUAAUCUUUUGCUUAGUAAUGUGUCACAGUCAGAACGAGUUUCAGCUCAUUAGUUAACAAUCUUAGUCCUUCUCUUAAAAUAGUCAAAGAUUUGCUUUUUUCUUUAAUAGUCAAUAAUAAAUAUGGAUUUUAAUGUCCCUUCUCUCAUUGCCUGAGGCUGAAAUUUUCACAAUAUCAAACUAAAAUUUGAACCUUCUGAAACUACUCUGGAAAAAAGAACUAGGCAGAUUUAUUUUACCAUUUCUUCCUUAAUCUAAAAAGCAAAUGACAUGAAUUUUACUCAUUAAGCAUUUUUUAACCAAGAAAUAAUCCCCCCAAAAUUAUUUUUUAAAUUUUACAUGCCAUUCACAUUAAAAAGUACAAAAUUGAAAUUUCCUUUUAGUGGUAUCAAUGGUGGUCUUAGGUUGAACCAUAUGAAAUUGCCACUUUGGUACGUCAACUCAAAUAUUGGCUAUUUUGUAUGGUUCAAACUAAUAUGGAUUCAUAUCUAGUGCUCAUAGAAUCCUCAUAGAUGUCUCAGUCCUAGAACUCUUGAAUAGAGAUUACAGCCAUUUUCCAACUUCCUACAAUAACAGCAACAGCCACCAUGCGUUGAGUAGGUUUUUAUAUGCAUCAUCUUAUUCAGUCUUCAAUAUAACUUUCCAACUCUUUUGAAGUAGAUAUUGCUAUCAUCACCUCUUAGAUUUGAAAAUGGAGUCUCGGAGCAGGUAACUUGCCCAGGAUCACACAGUGGAUGAGAGGCAGUGCCAAAAUUCCAAAGCUGAAUCUGCUGGACAGAAACCCACAUUCUUUCUCUUCUAUUACAAUGCCCCCACUGGCUAAAAAAAAAAGAAAGAAAGAAAGAGAAAAAGAGAAACAAUUCUCCAAAAUGAAAUACCGAUUAUUAUCAGCACUUAGUAGUAUGGAUAUGUAUUGAGUUCUUUGCGUAGAAACUUUGACUUUCUACAGCUAGGCCUUUGAGAUGAAAUACUAUAACGCAGGAGAUCCUCUUGUAGACUCUAAGCUCCUCAAGAACAGAGGCUGUGUCUAAAUAAUCUUGGCAUCCUUGGGACAUGGCAUAGGACCUAAGACAUAGUAAGUCCUAAAUAAAUGCUUCUAGAAUGAAUGUUUGAAUGAGUAAAUAAACGAAUGACUUUUACAAUGGAGGGAGGCAGAAUAGGUAUAUAGCUCUUUGCAGACUUAAAUAUCUGACAGUAUGUAUGUAUUUUUUAACCACAUAAUUGGAUCACAGAAUCAUAACUCUGAUGAGACCUCAUAGACUCCCUUGCACAAUAUGUAUUUGUUUGUUUGUCUAAUAAAUAAACUAAAGCACAAAAUUCCAAAGCUAAUUAGUGACAAAAGCUAGAGCCACAUCCACAAAACAUGUUUGAAACUAUGCCUAUCCCUGGAUUUUGCCACCUUUUGGAACAUAAAAGUGCUAAUAUAAAAGAAUGAAUUAUCUUAAUUUCUUUAUAUUUUGAUACCUAGGAGAUAUAUAUAUAUAUAUAUGCAUGUGAAUAUACAUAUACACACAUAUAGAUAAUUGCAGAACAAUUUACUUUCUUUAAGGAAAUAUUAAAGUUAAUUGUUUUUAUUACACCCAGCAAUUGAUAAAGAUCAACAUUAGCCUGGAAUUCCUAGAUGGCAGAAAGCCAAAUACAAGAUUUUUGCUUUCAGAAUCCCACCCAUUUACUAAUCCUUAGGUGGAUUAGUGCUCCAGAAAGCAAACUUACAUGGCCAGACAUGCACAAGCCAGCAAAGAAGAAAAAAAUGAAUUUUGAUACAUACAACAGAUACUUUUGCAUAUGUUAUACAGAAAAACACAUUGUACGAUUACACAUGCUUUUUCUUAGUAAUUUAUGCCUUUUAUGCACAUUUAUUUUGUCUCCUACUCAUUGAAAAAGUCACAUCUAUGUUUUUCCUGGUUUACCUGACUCUUUCAUUAUAACUGAGAGAAGCAAUAUUUAGAACUGAUGCAUUCUCUGCAAAUGAGUGGUUUGCAUACGUAAUCAUCUAUUAUCUAAUAUAAUAUUCAUGAUUCUCAAUCAGUCAUUUCACGUCUCCAAUGUGAUUUUUCCCUUAAGUGCUUCUACAACCCCAUAUUUUGUAUCUGAGUUACAUACUAGAAUUAUAUCAAUGCAAUGAUGUUCUCAUCCUUUUAAGGGGGAAUGCAUUGUUGGCAAAGGAUGGGUAAGAAAUGGAGGUUACCAGAAAGGUGCUAUAAACCUUGAGCUAUGCAUAUACCCAAAUGCCCAAAGUUAAGCUGUCGUUGACUGACUGGUACUAUGAAAGGCACAAGGGAUAGAAGUGGAGUCAAACUUGGAGUCUAGAACAUUCAGCUUAUGCUGCCAAUGUUAAGAAGGAACUUGAGUAUAGAAGCAAAGAAUAUCCAGUAAGGAAAGGAUAGUCUCUUCAAUCAAUGGUGUUGAGAAAAUUGGUUAGCCACAUGCAAAAGAAUGAAAGUU
Messenger RNA from Equus caballus (horse), 11545 nucleotides. NCBI's taxonomy places the organism in Eukaryota, Metazoa, Chordata, Mammalia, Perissodactyla, Equidae. The record is from RefSeq and is a predicted model, not a curated record.